Diuraphis noxia (Russian wheat aphid) is the source of this 1221-nucleotide messenger RNA. RefSeq lists its product as uncharacterized. The record is from RefSeq and is a predicted model, not a curated record. NCBI's taxonomy places the organism in Eukaryota, Metazoa, Arthropoda, Insecta, Hemiptera, Aphididae. Gene Ontology annotation, cellular component: nucleus.
AACCAACCGCUUAAUUCCAAAAUUAAGAAAGAAAAAAUAUUCAAGGAAGAUAAUGACAUAAUAAAAAAUGAUGCUCCCGAAAAUCUACAAUCUAAAAUACCAAUUAAAUCUAAUUUAGAAGCUACACUAUCAUUUCUGAGUUCUCUAUCAUGUUUUACUGGAUCUAUGAAAUGUGAUCCUGAAGCUCAAAAAUAUAAACUUAAGUUUAAAAAAAACAAAGAUGAUUUAGUGUCAAUAUUAUUUAAAUUAUUCAAUAAAGAAGUAUUUGACAAUAAGCUUCCCGCUGAUAUGAAUUUUAAAUGGAACGCGCGAUUAAGGUCAACUGCUGGUGCAUGUUUCAAUAAGCGUUCAGUCAAAAUAAACUCAAAUCUAGAAUGCGAGAGAGUUUCUCGCAUUGAACUUUCUUCUAAAAUUAUCGAUACAGCUGAAAGAUUAAGAGAUACAUUAAUUCAUGAACUUUGCCAUGCCGCUUGUUGGAUAUUUAAUGGUGUUUCUGAAGGACAUGGCCCACCAUGGAAAAGCUGGKCAAAUAAAGCUAUGCAAAAGUUUCCUGAACUCCCAAUAAUAAAAAGAUGCCAUAGUUAUGACAUACAAACUAAAUUUACCUACAAAUGUGUAAAAUGUGGUUAUAGUUUUGGACGUCAUUCAAAAUCAUUGAAUUUGGAGAAAAAAAGAUGUGGACAUUGUUAUGGAGAAUUUGAAUUAAUCAAAAACAAAAUUAAUAAUAACCCAAUCCAUAAUAAUAAUUUUCCAGUUGUUCAUGAAGACCCAUUGAAAGAAUUAUAUAGUUUAAAUGAUGUACAACAAAAACCUAAACUCCCCAAGAAACCAUCAAAGUUUGCUUUAUUUGUGAAGGAAAAUUAUAGCCGAGUAAAAAGAGAAAAUCCUUUGUUAAAGCAUGGUGAAAUAAUGAAAUUACUUGGAUCCCAAUUUGCAACAACUAAAGAAUUGACUCCUGACGAAGUGUUUGAUAAAUUAUUUGAUAUUUAAUAAUACUAUUAAAAAUGAAAUUUGACCUUUCCUUUUUGACGAAGACUAAAAAUAUAUUUUUACAUUAAUAUAAAUUUAAGUUGAAUUUUAAUAAAAUAUAUAGUCAUAUAAUACUAGUACUAUGUGCAUACUACAUAAGACAUGUACAUAUGAUAAAAUAUUAUAAAUAUUGUUAAAUCAGAUACAUAUAAUUAAAAAUCAGUCAACUAGUGUGAAAAAACAUUGGUAUUC